This is a messenger RNA of Aricia agestis (brown argus), 2053 nucleotides long. Its product is annotated as ATP-binding cassette sub-family G member 4-like. The transcript is spliced from 14 exons. Bases 114 to 1940 code for a protein of 608 amino acids. Gene Ontology annotation, cellular component: plasma membrane. The record is from RefSeq and is a predicted model, not a curated record. Lineage: Eukaryota; Metazoa; Arthropoda; Insecta; Lepidoptera; Lycaenidae. Gene Ontology annotation, molecular function: ABC-type transporter activity; ATP hydrolysis activity; ATP binding.
ACACGGCCGAAACGUCGAGAAAAAAUCGCAGGCAUGGUGUAGAUCCUGACUCCUUUGUGAAUAUUGAACUCCUACGCUUGCGUGUCUCAAGUGAGGAAUCUUUAGUGCAUGCGAUGGUAAAAAUGGAAAACAAAAUGUCAGGAGACAAUAAUAUAGUGCAGAUAGAUGAGAAGGACAAAGUGUGUGUGGAAUUUGAAAACAUUAGCUAUAUUUUGAAUCAAUUUAAUUUUAGAACACUUCGAUUGGAUAAGAAAGAAAUUUUGCAAGGAGUGAGUGGAUGUUUCAAAUCAGGCGAACUGACGGGCAUUAUAGGACCGUCGGGAGCUGGAAAAACUACUUUACUGAAUAUACUGGCUGGCUAUUCAACACUAGGCGCUAUGGGUACAAUACGCAUCAAUGGCACGCCCCUGUCGGCGACCCAGUCCGUCAUCAGAGCGGGGACGAGGUACAUCCGACAGCAGGACGACAACAUGCGCUCCUACCUCACGCUGUACGAGGCCAUGCACUUCGCCGCCGCUCUCAAACUACCACACCUCACAACCAUGGAGCGACAUAGGAAGAUAAUCGAUAUACUAAUAGAUCUAAAUAUAUACCAAUCUCAGAGGACAUUGAUUGGCAAACUGUCAGGUGGAGAGAAAAGAAGGCUGGCGGUGUCGUUGGAACUCCUGUCUGAUCCAGCUCUCAUGUUUAUUGAUGAACCGACUACGGGGCUAGAUUCUUGUGCUGCAACGUCGCUUCUUGAAGUGUUAUGCAAGCUGGCGAAAGGCGGGAGGACAAUAGUAGCGACGAUACAGCAGCCGUCAGCGAUGCUGCUGGAGAAAUUCGACAGCAUCUACUGUCUGGCUAACGGGAAGACUCUAUACGAUGGUCCCCGGGAAAACCUCAUUCCUGCGUUCAAUUACGCUGAUCUUUGUUGCCCGGCUUAUUAUAAUCCUGCUGAUUUUUUGAUUGAAAUUGCGUGUACAGAAACAAGGGCUCGCUUAGACAAAGCUGCGACAGAAAUGGCUAAAUACAAUCAAAACUGUGCUGAAAAUAACAGUUCCAACAAUAAUUAUAUUUCAAGUAAAUGUUCAAAAAAAGAACAUAAAGAGGCACCGAAAGCUGAAAAUGAGGCAAGCAGUUUGAGGCAAACGUUGAUAUUGACGCGACGAACAUUUGUGAUAGCAACAAGGACUUUUAAAUCUUUUCUAUUGCGCAUCUUUGCGUAUGUGAUAAUAAGUUUCCUUAUAGGAAAGGUUUACUAUAUGAACGGCAGCGACGCGGCGACUGUGUUUGGCAACGGAUCUGCUAUAUACUCCUGUGCUAUAUUCCUUAUAUAUGCCGCCCUUAUGUACGUUACACUAUCCUCGCAAUUGGAAAUAGAAGUGGUGAAAAUAGAACAUUUUAACCAAUGGUACAGAUUGGGUCCUCACAUGGUGUCUUUUCUGUCAGUCGAGCUGCUUUUCCAGAUAGUAAUAACGACGAUAUCUUCCGUUAUUUGCUAUUGGCAAACCGGAAACCCGAUAGAGGGGGAGCGCAUGACGCUGUACGUCGCCGCCAUGAUGCUCAUGUCCGUUUGCGGAGCUUCCUGGGGCUUCUUCCUAGGUUCUACAGUACCGAUUAAGCUCGCCGUAUUCAUCGGGCCCUCUAUGACGUGUGUGUAUUCUCUGUUCGCGUUCUCUCUCCCGCUGAAGUACACCCCGUACCCGUUCCGCUGGCUUUACCACACCUCGUACUUCCGGGCGGGCUGUCACAUUGCUGUCAACGCGAUUUACGGGAAUAGAGGCAAACUGCCGUGCUCAAAAGUGUACUGCCACUACAUGUCGCCGAAGAAUUUCCUGACGGAAUUCGACGUGACGCCCAUCGACAUCACCUCCAACUUCGCGCUCAUCGUCUUCACAACCAUACUACUGUACUUCCUCACGUUUUGUACCUUAUAUUAUAAACUAAAUAAAAGAUAGCCUUCUGAGAAUUGCAAUCCAGAUUAAUUAAGUAGAUAUUCCGUUUAGUAUAUUUUGGAUUAGGUGAUGUACCAUCAAGGAAAUUGAUUUCUAGGCAGUUGACGGACCUACGU